Messenger RNA from Lineus longissimus, 782 nucleotides. Its product is annotated as guanylate cyclase D-like. Gene Ontology annotation, molecular function: adenylate cyclase activity; peptide receptor activity; guanylate cyclase activity. The record is from RefSeq and is a predicted model, not a curated record. Gene Ontology annotation, cellular component: plasma membrane. The transcript has 5 exons. Lineage: Eukaryota; Metazoa; Nemertea; Pilidiophora; Heteronemertea; Lineidae. Gene Ontology annotation, biological process: receptor guanylyl cyclase signaling pathway; intracellular signal transduction; cGMP biosynthetic process. Bases 54 to 782 code for a protein of 242 amino acids.
UAAGCUUACUGCCAGUGAUUGCCUUUAUUGUGACGAAACUGCUAAACGCCAUCAUGGCCUUUGGAAUCCGGCUGCAAGAAAAAACUAAGGCAUUAGACCAGGAACGAAAGAGGACAGUCUUUUUGCUUCACCAGAUGCUUCCGGUGUCUGUUGCUAAGCGACUGCUCAACGCAGGAAGUGUGCCACCGGAAAACUAUGAGUCUGUCACAAUCUAUUUUUCGGACAUUGUCGGUUUUACUAUGAUGUCGUCCCGAAGUUCGCCGAUGCAGGUUGUGGCCAUGCUCAACCAGAUUUAUGAGGAGUUCGACGACAAAGUGGAAUCUUAUGAUGUGUAUAAAGUAGAAACAAUAGGAGAUGCGUACAUGGUUGCCUCUGGUCUCCCCGAGCGAAACGGCAACUGCCACUGCUCAGAAAUUGCCAAACUAGCCUUGGAUCUCCAGAACAGCGUAGCAGGUAUAAAGAUAGCCCAUUUGCCUGACACACAACUGCAGCUCCGAAUCGGAAUAAAUAGUGGACCAUGUGUGGCUGGUGUGGUCGGACAUAAAAUGCCUCGAUAUUGCCUGUUCGGGGAUACGGUGAAUACGGCGUCCCGAAUGGAAUCACAUGGCUUACCGGGCUGGAUCCAUAUUAGUCAACCCACCAACUGUCUGUUGUCUGCAACCGGUGGAUUUAAGAUGUCGAUGAGAGGUGAAAUCGAAGUCAAGGGCAAAGGGGUCAUGACGACGUACUGGUUGGAAGGACUUAUUUUACCAGAACAUAAUAAUAUGCAAUCUUCAUCAUGA